Molecule: messenger RNA, 4268 nt
Organism: Nerophis lumbriciformis (worm pipefish)
Lineage: Eukaryota; Metazoa; Chordata; Actinopteri; Syngnathiformes; Syngnathidae
Gene: ccdc66
Product: coiled-coil domain containing 66
Biological process (GO): cilium assembly
Cellular component (GO): microtubule; cilium
Molecular function (GO): microtubule binding
Source: RefSeq, a predicted model, not a curated record
CAAUCAGCGAAGAGGUUUUUAAUCGUUGCCAGUGACCAAUGUAUACAAUUUAGCAACCAGGAACUGUCGGGGUCAAGACGUAAACUAUUUCAGAAAAAAUGCUUUCCAUCCGUGCACACAGACACCAAACACGAAAUUCGACCCGGAUUCAUGUCGAGUAAUCAUAUAACCCCGGUGGUUAUCGUCAUAUGUCGCCAUGUAUCUCGGGGACGGGAUGCUGUUUGUACUAGACAAAGGAAAACCCAGGUUGGUUGUGCUCAGUCAAGAUGUUGAGAGGAAUCCAGGAAAGCAUCCCUUAAGGCCCCGCGUGGGCAGCAUCCUGGGCUCCAGACAGCCGCCCUGCACGGUCAAGGAGACGCCCUCACGUCCUACCAGGCUGCGCACGGGCCAGCUCACAGCGGGUGUUAAGAACAAGAUCGGAGAAGGAGCUUCCACCGUUAAGUCCAGUGCAGCGGCCGAGCGAGGGCGAGCCGGUCAGACGGCCUCCAAAGCACGGGAGCCUCACACAGCAGGGGGCGGAGCCAAAGCUUCACCAAAGGUGAAGUCAGACAGGCACAAAUGCAGCUCCUCCACAGGACCCCUGACAGCAAGUGGUACCACCUGGAGGACGCAAGGCGGCUUUAAGGCAGGACCGAAGCACUCGCAGGCUGCUGACGACGAAAGACCGAGAGACGCAGUGGUGUGUCUGAACAACAAGCAUGCGCGACUGAACGGCAUCCAAACCUCCAGCCACGACCAACACACUGUAGAGGAGCACAAGGUCCUCGGUCGUGACGGACAUCAAGGAGGACAAGAGAUAGGCGAGGACAGAGUAGGACAGGAUGGAACAAAGGGAGAAGAUGCAACUUUAAUAUCACCACCAUGUGACAACAGGUCCAAUGGAGGUCUGUUCAGCGAGCUGGAGAAGCCUGAGGUCCACACCAAAACAUCUGUGGAAGCAAAGAAGACUCAGAGGAGGCACGAACCAAAUGAACAGGUGGCCCAGACGCAGCAGCAACCUUUGACCUCCGUCAGGCUGCAGUUGAAGGAGGACAUAGGAAGUGUUGAGAUGGUUGGUCGCCACAGAGAGCAGCCUUUAGCCAUCAGGUCCAGCCUCAAACUCGGGGCGGUGACUCCCAUGGAGGAGGGCCUGGUGGGUGAGAGGAGAGAAGAGCAGAGGAGGCGCUGGCUGGAGGAGCUGGACCAACAGAGAGAGGAGACCAGCCAGCGCAAGAGACAAGAGAAGCUGCUGCGAAAUCAGAAUGAAGAUCACAACCUCUGGGAAGCACACUUUGACUCAAUGCAAAGGAAACCCUCUGCAGCCACUCCAGCCACGCCCCCUGCCCCCAUCGGUGUUUCCAAGCAAAGGGAAAGGGAGCCCUCCUCCAACUUGUCUUCGGCGGGGGACGCCUCAAGUAGCUGCGGUGCACACAAUGUAGGCCGAGUCAGUGUGGACCCCAGUAGCAAGAUCCCGACCAAAAGCAGCUAUCUGAGGAGCAUGACGGCCCUGCUGGACCCAGUCCAGAUAGAGGAGAGGGAGAAGAAGAGGCUCAAACAGAUGGAGCAGCAAAAAGCAAUAGAAGCCCAGCUGGAGGAGCGUCGCCAGCAGAGAGCGCUAGAGGAGGCCAGGAGGAAGGCUGAGGAGCAGGAGGACGAGAAGCGAGUGAUGACGGAGUGGAACAUGCUGCACACAAAGUAUCAGGAGGACACAAACCAGGAGCUGCAAAAGAAGCUUGGUGGUGAUGGAGUGAAGCUCAGUGUUUUUCCCCAAGAUGACAGAUUGGAGGAGAAGAAAGACACAGUCGCACAGACAAACAAUGUAGACCAAGGCGGUGUGGAUCCCAGUAGCAGAAUCCCAACCAAAAGCAGCUAUCUGAGAAGCAUGACGGCCCUGCUGGACCCAGUCCAGAUAGAGGAGAGGGAGAAGAAGAGGCUCAAACAGCUGGAGCAGCAAAAAGCAAUAGAGGCUCAGCUGGAGGAGCGUCGCCAGCAGAGAGCGCUAGAGGAGGCCAGGAGGAAGGCUGAGGAGCAGGAGGAUGAGAAGCGAGUGAUGACGGAGUGGAACAUGCUGCACACAAAGUAUCAGGAGGACACAAACCAGGAGCAGCCAAAGAGGCACGAGGAAGGAGCGAAUGAGUCAUCAGAGCUCAGUGAUGGCAGAUUGGAGGAGAAGAAAGAAACCGUUGUACGGACAGAAGCACCUUCUCCUCUCAGAGAAGACCGUGUUCACACUGCAUCAAACUGCAAGAAGCAAGGAGGCGGCGGCCAUGACAAAAUGCGUGUGCCCGAAGGAGGAGGCAAAGAUUCAUAUGAAGAUUUUGCUCAGACAGACAGGAAGAAGGAGAAGAAGAGAAGGCCUCAGUGGAACACGCACAGGCCCAGCCAGCCUUUUGUUCCUGCCUCAGAGCGCUACCCGGUCCCGCUGCAAAGGAGCCGCCAGGAGAGUCGACUGCGGAGGCAGGAGGAGCUUCUCACUCAGCAGGAGAGGAACUGCCUGUCCAGGAAUGGGCCUCCUGCACCUCCUCCCCCUCACCACCAGGGGGCCCGUCCCUCUUCCAAAGCGUCCCAGUCUAAAAGCAGCAAGGCGCAGUCCAACAGUCGGAUCGUCUCCGCGGCGACCAGCACUGAGAAGGGGCGCUCCUCUCCCGCCACGCCGCACACUCAGCCGCCCGUCCUUGACUUCAUCCCGUACGUCCGCACCGACGAAGUCAUCAACCCCGACCCGGCCGACGCACACGCUCCACACACGGGUCCUCCUCCGUCCGACGCUUCCCACGGAGACCACCGAAAAACACAGCGACAGCAGGAGAUCCUGAGGGGACUGGCUCAGCUGCGCCAGGGUUUGCUCCAGAAGCAGAGGGAGUUGGAGACGGACUUGAGGCGCCAUGACGACCAGCACCUGUUGCCCUCGACGACACAGCGACAAGAUGAACACUAGUUGGCUCCCACUGAAGACAACACAUCAAGGAGUGUGUGUGCCCAACUUGUCACUUAUUAUUUAGUGCACUCUCAGCUAGAGAUGUCCGAUAAUAUCGGCCUGCCGAUAUUAUUGGGCGAUAAAUGCUUUAAAAAGUAAUAUCGGAAAUUAUCGGUAUCGUUUUUUUUUUAAGUUUUUUUUUAUUAAAUCAACAAAAAAACACAAGAUACACUUACAAUUACUGCAACAACCCAAAAAACCUCCCUCCCCCAUUUACACUCAUUCACACAAAAGGGUUGUUUCUUUCUGUUAUUAAUAUUUCUGGUUCCUACAUUAUAUAUCAAUAUAUAUCAAUACAGUCUGCAAGGGAUACAGUCCGUAAGCACACAUGAUUGUGCGUGCUGCUGGUCCACUAAUAGUACUAACCUUUAACACUUAAUUUUGCUCAUUUUCAUUCAUUACUAGUUUCUAUGUAACUGUUUUUAUAUUGUUUUACUUUCUUUUUAAUUCAAGAAAAUGUUUUUAAUUUAUUUAUCUUAUUUUAUUAUUUUUAUUAAAAAGGACCUUAUCUUCACCAUACCUGGUUGUCCAAAUUAGGCAUAAUAAUGUGUUGAUUCCACGACUGUAUAGAUCGAUAUCGGUAAUUAAGAGUUGGACAAUAUCGGAAUAUCGGAUAUUGGCAAAAGCCAUUAUCGGACAUCCCUACUCUCAGCUUAAUAAUACACCAAUAAAGCGUAUGGUCUUUUCCUGCCUUUUAUUCCCGCUCUUACCGUAUUUUCCGCACUAUAAAGCGCACCGGAUUAUAAGGCGCACCUUCAACGAAUGGCCUAUUUUAAAACUUUGUUCAUAUAUAAGGCGCACCGCAUUAUAAGGCGCAUAGUAUAGACGCUACAGUAGAGGCUGGGGUUACGUUAUGCAUCCCGUGGUUGCGAGACCUGUUGUGGCUCAAUAUUGGUCCAUAUAUAAGGCGCACCGGAUUAUAAGGCGCACUGUCAGCUUUUGAGAAAAUUGGAGGUUUUUAGGUGCGCCUUAUAGUGCGGAAAAUAUGGUACUUCUUCCGCUUCCCGGUGUCCAACACACAACACAUGUCCUCAUAUCCUGUGUCCCCCGCCCUUAAGUUCCCCCUACAAUGGUUCCGGUAUUGUCCUGUGACCCGAGUAACCAAUACACGACAGAGUGGACACAAGUUUUAGUUGGCCCAUCAUUUUAGCUGCAUAUUUAAAAUGUUAUAAUGAAUUCAUCAUUGGAAAUAAAAUUUUCUUUGACGCCUACAAUGCAAUUCGAAAGAUUUAGCAGAUAGCUUAGCAUUGUGCCUCCAACGCAAUGCUAAGCUAUCUGCUAAAUCUUAGCAUUGGACUAAGAUUUAGCAACA